Messenger RNA from Phragmites australis (common reed), 1014 nucleotides. Its product is annotated as tricin synthase 1-like. The transcript has 3 exons. Lineage: Eukaryota; Viridiplantae; Streptophyta; Magnoliopsida; Poales; Poaceae. Gene Ontology annotation, molecular function: O-methyltransferase activity; S-adenosylmethionine-dependent methyltransferase activity. The record is from RefSeq and is a predicted model, not a curated record. The coding region runs from base 102 to 842 and encodes 246 amino acids.
UGCCAGCUCAUAAAUUAGACAUCAGUGGGUGAGCUGCGAGCACUACCAGCACCUGCUAGAGCGCGCAAAUAGAGUAAGCAGGGAGAGGCGACGAUCGAGCCAUGGCGACCGGCGGCGACAGCGUGCCCAACGUCCACAGCAACACCGACAGCAGCAACAAGACGCUGCUCAAGAGCCAAGCCCUGUACAAGUAUGUCCUGGACACGACGGUGCUGCCAAACGAGCCGGAGUGCAUGCGCGAGCUGCGCCUCGUCACCGACAAGCACGAGCGGUGGUACAUGGCGUCGCCCCCGGACGAGGCACAGCUGCUGCGGAUGCUGAUCAAGCUGACUGGCGCCAAGAACACCAUAGAGGUGGGAGUGUUCACCGGCUACUCGCUUCUCGCCACGGCCCUCGCCCUGCCCGACGACGGCAAGGUGGUGGCGAUCGACACGAGCAGGGGGUUCUACGAGGUUGGCCGGCCGUUCAUCGAGAAGGCCGGCGUGGAGCACAAGGUGGACUUCCGCGAGGGCCCAGGGCUGGAGCGGGUCGACGAGCUGCUCGCCGACGAGCGCAACCUGGGGCGGUUCGAUUUCGCGUUCGUGGACGCGGACAAGCCCAACUACGUGCGGUACCUCGAGCAGCUGCUGCGGUUGGUGCGCGUGGGCGGCAUCAUCGUGUACGACAACACGCUGUGGCAGGGCACGGUGGCGCUGCCGCCGGACGCGCCCCUGUCGGACCACGACCGGCGGAUCUCGGCCGCUAUCCGGGACCUCAACAUCAGGAUCGCCGCCGACGAGCGCGUCGAGGUGUGCCAGCUCACCAUCGCCGACGGCGUCACCAUCUGCCGCCGCCUCGUGUGACCGGCUCAGCGACGACGCGCGGUCGCUUUAUUCGUUGCGUCUUACUGUUCCAGCGUCUCUACUGUUUGAAUAAGGUUUCGGUCAUGCGAAUUGAGAGCGUCAGAAGUGGUCGUUGUAGUUGUGCUGCCCGAAUUGGAAUAACUGCGGCGCCUUGAUCAUGAUUUCCAGUCCA